Messenger RNA from Podarcis raffonei (Aeolian wall lizard), 2003 nucleotides. It is a transcript of the gene ADRA2B, whose product is annotated as adrenoceptor alpha 2B. Gene Ontology annotation, biological process: regulation of vasoconstriction; regulation of smooth muscle contraction; platelet activation. NCBI's taxonomy places the organism in Eukaryota, Metazoa, Chordata, Lepidosauria, Squamata, Lacertidae. The coding region runs from base 103 to 1434 and encodes 443 amino acids. Gene Ontology annotation, cellular component: membrane. Gene Ontology annotation, molecular function: alpha2-adrenergic receptor activity. The record is from RefSeq and is a predicted model, not a curated record. The transcript has a single exon.
GGUAACAAUGGGGGGCUUCUGAUCUGUAGACCCUCAGGCACAUGUGAAACUGAGAAGGGGGGCCCCACAUCCCACCUGGACCUGUAGGGCCACUCCUUCUAAAUGAUCAUGGCUACCAUGGGCGGUCAUGACGGCUACAAUAUCCAAGCCACCGCCGCCAUUGCAGCUGUCACCACCUUCCUCAUCAUCUUCACCAUCUUUGGCAACAUUCUGGUGAUCAUUGCUGUGCUGACCAGCAGGUCUCUGAAAGCCCCACAGAACCUUUUCCUGGUGUCCCUUGCGGCCGCAGACAUCCUAGUGGCCACCCUCAUCAUCCCCUUCUCUCUUGCCAAUGAGUUGAUGGGCUACUGGUAUUUCAGCAGGACAUGGUGUAAAGCCUACCUGGCCUUGGAUGUUCUCUUCUGCACAGCCUCCAUCGUGCAUCUCUGCGCCAUCAGUCUGGACCGGUACUGGUCGGUGAGCCGAGCCAUUGAGUACAACUCCAAGAGGACGCCUCGGAGAAUCAAGUGCACCAUCCUUGUGGUGUGGCUGAUUGCGGCCGUCAUCUCCUUGCCUCCGCUGGUCCUCAAUGAAAACCCAAACAAUGCCAAAGAGGAUGCAAGGAGGUGUGAGCUGAAUGAGGAGCCCUGGUACAUCCUCUCCUCCAGCACCUGCUCUUUCUUUGCCCCCUGCGUCAUUAUGAUCUUGGUGUAUAUUAGGAUCUACUUCAUAGCCAAGCGUCGAAACAAGCAGAGGACUCAGGCUAAGAAGCCCAAGACAAAGGCAGAAGAAGGGGUGCCCCAAAUCAUCGCUGUUCCAUCUGUUGAAACCUCUCCCAAGCAGGACCAAUCCAAGCCUCAGGGAGAAGGGGAGCCAAAUGGACAUCAGGUACCCACUCAGGAAAGUGACCAGCCAGAGACCCAUUGCCUCUCUACUGAGAAGUUUUCUCUUGUAAGCCAGGAGGAGAAAGACCCAGAGCCAGCAACUGCCACCAGCCCUUCUCAGUCCCUGCCUGAGAAGAAGCCAUCUUCAGAGUGCUUUCCCCCCAGCAGCAUCAAGCGGGGCAAUGGACCCCCCCAGAACUCCCCUCAGGGCAUGGACACCUUGGCCACUGCGAGAGGGGAGGUCCUGCUGGUGAGAAGGGUGAAGACCCUCAGUGCCAACCCCUGGAAGAGGAAGACGCACCUCAACCGGGAGAAGAGGUUCACCUUUGUCCUGGCUGUGGUGAUCGGGGUCUUUGUCAUCUGUUGGUUCCCUUUCUUCUUCCUCUACAGCCUCCGGGCCAUCUGUCCCCCAGAGCACUGUCCAAUCCCAGAUAGCACCUUUAAGUUUUUCUUCUGGAUUGGCUACUGCAACAGCUCCUUGAACCCUGUCAUAUAUACCAUCUUCAAUCAGGACUUUCGUAAGGCUUUUAGGAAGAUUCUCUGCAGGCAGUGGACUCAGACUGCCUGGUAAGAGAGGCUGGGUGAGGGCAAGCAAGCAAGCAAUUCAGAGUGCAUGGGGACCCUUGUGGAAACAGAACUCAUCAUGCUAUUUAAACUAAACAAGGAAAACUAUAUUUAUUUGUUGGCUUUUGUGUUUGUAGAAAGGGGAGUGAGGUGAGUGCUGGAUAGAAACUGGCUUUUCAGGCAGUCGAUUUUAGUUCAGCUAUCUCUGUCUGUGUGUGUAUAAUGCAGACCCACACCCAUAUGUUCCGCCAACAUAUUUUUUUUCACCGAAAGAUUAUGUGCCAAUGCCAAAUAUCUUCUGAUUAGUUGGGUCAAAGGAACCUUUCCCCCCUAAAUCCUGUGGCUGAAUGAGAGUGUGCUCAAGGGUUGCCAGCUUUGCAAACUACCCCUGUUGCUGUGCCUUUAACAGCAGCUUGAUCUGCAGGGAUUAGUAGGUGAUAAUGUUUUUGUCUCCAUGCUGCAAAAAGCUUCCUGUGCGAUUCCUGCAGACUAAGAUGCUGUCAAGGCAAAGGAACAACCUUGGCAAAUUUCCUCACCUCCUGACCACUUGGCAGCCUCCUGUGCCAUCCAGGUAAG